AUGACCACCACCAUGUUUAGCCACAGGCGAAACAAGUCCACCCGCUCGUUGCUCGGACGUCGCAAGGACGAGGACCAACUGGCGAUUGGCGCUGGCGUCGGCCUCGGACUUGGAGACGGCUCCUCUCUCCCCAAGAGAAGUCCUUCCUCCACCUCGAUCAACAACAAUCAUAACAAUAACAAUAACAACAACAACAACAACCAGCACCGACACCAUUCCCAGAAACUAUCCACCGGCACUGCGGGCUUGAUUAGAUCCACUUCCCAUACAAGCAUCCGGCCUACGCGAGCAAUGUCCGGCCACGGCCAUACCCCAUCUAUACCAGGCGUGACGGCGUCGAUCGAAUCAUCAGUACGCAAGUUUCGCAUCUUUGAGGCAUUGCGAAGUGGUGACACAGCUGGCAUCUCCAAGGCGAUUCGGGAAUCGGAUAGUACACGAUACAGCACAUCGAGUGCGACUGGAUCAGGGUCGGGCUCUGGAUCUGGAUCAUUAGGGCUAGAAGACACGACUAUCCUACACCUGGCAAUACAAUGUGCCGAGCUCUCGGUGGUAGAGUAUGUCCUCUCGGACGGAGCGGGAACCAUCGACCUAAAUGCGCGGGACAAAGAGGGAAACACUGCUUUGCAUCUUGCUGCUGCACAAGGGCGGGGUCAGAUUGUGCGCCUGCUGCUGGAUCAGCCUGGAAUCAAUGACUCCAUUGCCAACUACCAAGGACGCUUCCCUCUGGACCUGGCUCGCACUCCGGACAUAUUCCAACAGCUGCAGUUAUCACGAUCGAUAUUUGUGGAUAGCAAGAUCAGGCAGGUUCAGGCUCUGGUUAGCCAGGGCGACUACAAGAGACUGAGCGAGGUCUUGGAAGAGCCCAGGGUCAAGAUGGUGUUGGAUAUCAAUGGCGGAGAGUUUGCGUCGGAUCCCACCAUCAUCCAAGCCGGAGGCACCUUACUACACGAGGCUGCGAGAUCGAAAAACGAAGAGCUUAUCAAAGUGUUGCUCUUCCACGGAGCCGAUCCCUUCCGACGCGAUCGCAGAGGAAAGCUUCCCCAGGAUAUCACCAAGGACGAUCACAUCAAAAGUGUACUACGGAAGUCUCCUGCAGCAGUUGCGGCUCAGCGAGGAAUACAAGAAAAGGCAGUUCUGGGAAAUGUUUCUCAGCAAGGCCUUGCCUCCAACCAGCCUGGUGAUGCUCUGGCCGGUAAGGAAGGGCGUGAGAUGAAGGGAUAUCUUAAGAAGUGGACCAACUACCGCAAGGGCUAUCAACUACGAUGGUUUGUCCUCGAGGACGGCGUCAUGAGCUACUACAAGCACCAGGACGAUUCUGGAUCGGCAUGUCGCGGAGCUAUCAACAUGAAAAUCGCGAGUCUCAAUAUGGAUCCUACUGAAAAGACCAAGUUCGACAUUAUUGGCAAAUCCUCUGUCAAGUACAAUCUGAAGGCUAAUCACGAGGUGGAAGCGAAGAGAUGGUUCUGGGCCCUCAACAACUCCAUCCAGUGGACCAAGGAUCAAGCCAAGGAAGAAGAGAGGCAGACGCAGAGGAAUGCCGAGCUUCUCAGACAGGCUAAGGCCGACCACUCGGGCUCUGGCUCUGGCUCGGGACGAGAUGCGUCUACUCUCGAGAUUAACAACAGUGAGGCGUUCAGUUUUACAGAUACCCGACGGGCCAGCACUCAGACGACCCAUCUAAUGCCUCAGUCGAGCGUUGGAAAGGUGGGAAGCAGCAACAAGGUCUCCUUCGCCAGCGGUCCCAGCGUCGGAGAUGAUGACGAAGGCCCCAACUAUGGUUCGUACGAGCCCAGUUACAUGGGCGACGUUCCCAAGGUCCCAAGCAUUGUUGGGCCCAACGGAGAUGAUGGCGAUGAUGAGGAUGAAUAUGGUGAAGGCUCCAGCGAUAGAGAAGCACCAGCCAGCAAAGACGCAUUCGAGAUCACCGCCCAAUCAGCACAGCUGCAGCUGGAUAUGAUUGGACAAGUCAAUGCUGCCUUCCAAGCCGAGCAAGUCAAGAAUCCGAACCUUCUCAUAUCCGAUCUCGUGGCAACGCAGGCUGUUCAAACCUUCGAUUCGUCGAUUCGGAAUCUGAAGGGGCUCGUGGGCGACUUGCUCAAGAUCUCGAAGGACAGAGAUGCUUACUGGCAAUACCGCCUGGACCGCGAAGCCGACAUGAGACGCAUGUGGGAGGAUAGCAUGGCACAGGUCGCUCGUGAGCAAGAAAUACUGGAGGCGAAGGUUGGCGAGUCGGAGGAGAAGCGCAAGAUGACGAAGCGAGCUCUUCGCGAAGCCAUUGAGUCUGGUAGUGUCGUGAUGGAAAGCCGACCCGAGAGUAGAGGCGAACUGCUGAAGGGGGAGGAGUUUGCUGAUGCCCUCGACAAAGUCCCUGUUGAUGCCGCUGGAAAAGCUGUGGUGCGCAGAUCCACUGUCCAAGACUCUUUGCGGCGAAAAUCCUUGCUGAUUGAUGCCGGCCAACUAUCUGAAACGGAUUCUGAGGAGGAAGAUGACGAAUUCUUUGAUGCUGUCGACGCCGGAGAGGUCCAAGCCGCCCCGAUGCUGCCACUCCGGAUUGCUAGCCCUGUACAAGAAGAGAAAUCCAAGGAUGAUCUGGUGCCAGAUGGAACCGUGGACAUCGCUUCCUCGUUCCGGGGAUACGAGAAUGGUGUCCGUACGAGGCUGAAGAUGGAAGUUGAUAAUAGGCCGAAGGUUUCUCUCUGGGGAAUCCUCAAGUCUAUGAUCGGCAAAGACAUGACCAAGAUGACGCUUCCCGUCUCGUUCAACGAACCCACAUCUCUGCUCCAACGGUGUGCUGAGGACAUGGAGUACGCUGACCUUCUCGAUAUUGCCGCCGACCGGACCGAGGCUACGGAGCGUAUGGUCUAUGUUGCCGCAUUUGCUGCCAGUGAGUACGCUUCCACCAUUGGCCGUGUCGCCAAACCAUUCAAUCCGUUGCUGGGUGAGACUUUCGAAUACGUACGACCGGAUAAGAACUACCGGUUCUUCAUCGAGCAAGUCAGCCAUCAUCCACCGAUUGGAGCUGCGUGGGCAGAAUCGCCAAGAUGGACUUACUAUGGAGAGUCUGCGGUCAAGUCCAAGUUCUACGGCAAAUCCUUUGAUAUCAACCCACUCGGUACCUGGUUCCUCAAGCUUCGGACGGCCGACGGCAAGGAAGAGAUGUACACGUGGAAGAAGGUCACAUCUUCCGUCAUUGGAAUCAUCACCGGAUCACCCACGAUUGACAAUUACGGUCCCAUGGAAAUUCAGAAUUGGACCACGGGGGAGACCUGUCUCGUUGACUUCAAGGCUCGCGGAUGGAAAGCUUCCAGUGCCUACCACAUCACUGGCAAAGUCAAUGAUGCCAAGGGUCAGACCUGCUUCAGUCUUGGUGGACGAUGGAACAACAAGAUCUAUGCCCGCUACACUCCUGGCUACGAGGCCACUGUUGAGGAGCCCAAGAAUGGAGGCUCGCGGCAGCGAGGCAGCGUCACCGACCCCAACCAGGUCUUCAUUGUAUGGGAGGCAAACCCGCGACCAACAGGCAUUCCAUUCAAUCUCACCCCGUUCGUCGUGACACUAAACGAUAUCAAUGACAAGCUCCAGCCUUGGCUCCCACCUACCGAUACCAGACUGCGUCCGGAUCAGCGUGCCAUGGAAGACGGCGAGUACGACUUUGCCGCCACCGAGAAGAACCGGGUCGAGGAGAAGCAGCGAGCCAAGCGGCGGGAACGUGAGCAGAAGGGCGAAGAGUUUGAGCCCCGUUGGUUCUGCAAAUCGAAGUGUCCGAUUACGGGUGAGGAGUUCUGGGAAUUCAGUGGCAAGUAUUGGAAGGAGAGAGAAAAGGCUGCGACAGGAGAAGCUUGGAGGAUGGUGGAGGAGAUCUUCUAG
Messenger RNA from Drepanopeziza brunnea f. sp. 'multigermtubi' MB_m1, 3867 nucleotides. RefSeq lists its product as uncharacterized. Gene Ontology annotation, biological process: exocytosis; maintenance of cell polarity; piecemeal microautophagy of the nucleus. NCBI's taxonomy places the organism in Eukaryota, Fungi, Ascomycota, Leotiomycetes, Helotiales, Drepanopezizaceae. Gene Ontology annotation, molecular function: protein binding; sterol binding. Gene Ontology annotation, cellular component: cytosol; nuclear envelope; intracellular membrane-bounded organelle. The record is from RefSeq and is a predicted model, not a curated record.